Messenger RNA from Caenorhabditis briggsae, 1377 nucleotides. Lineage: Eukaryota; Metazoa; Nematoda; Chromadorea; Rhabditida; Rhabditidae. Bases 1 to 1377 code for a protein of 458 amino acids. The record is from RefSeq and is a predicted model, not a curated record. The transcript is spliced from 6 exons.
AUGCCUCUACUUGAUAUUCCAACUCUUAAUGUGAUACAACUGGGGUUGGGUUUCUUCUCAACAUUCUUUGCCUUCAAUUCUCAGGGGUUCAUUGAGGAAGCAGUAAUUGACAGUGCUGCAGAUAGUGGAAAUCUCAACAAACAUGCUGGAUACUACAGUUUAUCUAUUAUUUAUGCAGUUUUCACAGUUGCAAACUUUGUUGCUGCGCCGAUAGUCGACAUACUGACUCCAAAAUGGGCAAUGGUUGUUGGAUCAUUGUGCUAUGCAAUUUUCCAGGCUGGCUUCUUGUUCCUGAAUGAAUGGUAUUUGUAUGCCAGUAGUGCACUUCUCGGCCUUGGAGCUUCCAUCAUUUGGACUGGUCAAGGAUCUUAUCUCUCUCAGAAUUGUACAAAGGAAACCACCAGCCGUAACAGUUCAAUGCUCUGGGCAAUGUCUGAAAGCUCUCUUCUCGGUGGAGGUGUAUUUCUGUUUAUCGUGUUUAGUGUGCAAGGUGCUAGCGAUCAGAUUCCAACUUCUACAAUCAACAUCCUUUACUCAGUAUUUACUGUACUUUCGGUCAUCUCCACAUUCAUUUUCGCCUUUCUUCGCGCACCUUUCUAUCCGGAAACCGUCGAUCGGAAGAACUAUGGGAAGCUCGUGGGAUCGACAUUCAAGUUGAUGUUCACCAAGAAAAUGAUCCUUCUUGCCUUCGUUUUUGCCUACACCGGAAUUGAGCAAUCUUUUUGGACAGGAAUCUACCCAACAUGCAUCUCAUUCACCAAACAACUCGGAAGCAAUACAAAUGCUCUUCUUGCUCUUAACGCGAUUUGUACUGGUUUCGGACAAAUUGCCGCUGGUGUUUUGUCAGGAUUAUUGGGAGACAAAGUGCGCAAGAUAGGAAGGGACACUCUUAUCCUUAUCGGUACUACUGUCCAUCUGAUAGUUUUUGCUCUAUGCUUCAUCAACUUUCCACAAGACUCAUCGCUAAAGAAAACUGACGAAAUGGGAGGACUCAUACAACCAAACUUGGCGAUUGCUUUGAUUGCUGGAGGUCUUUUGGGAUUCGGUGAUGCUAUUUGGAACACUCAAAUCUACUCGUUCCUCUGUGAUACCUUCCCUAAACAGAGUGCCCAAGCGUUUUCGCUUUUUAAAUUGUAUCAGUCCGCUCUAUCCUGUGCUGCAUUUUUCUACGCCCCCGUCCUCCAGCUCUACUGGCAUUUGGUUAUUCUCGUUGUCACGUCGUUGUUUGCCGCGUGUUGCUUCUUCUACGUGGAGCGGAUUUCAAGAGACAAAACAUCUGUUAGAGAUUCAUAUAAUUUUGAGGAGGACAAAGUGACUAAUCUGCGUGGAGAUGUUCAAUACAGAAUUAAUGAAAACGAACAGCACAAUAGUGGGUGA